This is a messenger RNA of Fusarium venenatum, 1797 nucleotides long. Its product is annotated as transmembrane amino acid transporter protein-domain-containing protein. The record is from RefSeq and is a predicted model, not a curated record. NCBI's taxonomy places the organism in Eukaryota, Fungi, Ascomycota, Sordariomycetes, Hypocreales, Nectriaceae. Gene Ontology annotation, biological process: amino acid transmembrane transport. Gene Ontology annotation, molecular function: L-amino acid transmembrane transporter activity.
AUGAAUCCUCCUCUCCGCAUUUUGGAACACCAAGCAAAUGCCCGUAUGAGGCUCUUUCCCGACCCGCUUUAUGUAAUCGAAAGACCAGCAUCCAAGCUCGAGCCUCAUGAGGACGGAGAUUCGGCACCGCAUAGAGCUUCAUUUUACGAGAGAGAAAUGCAACGACCUGGGGAUGAAGCGUUCGAGUCUGGGGCAAGAAUCGCCUCUUGUCUAGUCAUCGGGUGGACCGUACACGACCAUAUCUCUGACCCACAGACUCUUCCUCCGCGACUACAAAGAUCGGCCUCAUUCUCGGUUUCUUCCUCUUAUCUUGCCUUUUUCUUUAUAUUGUGUCCAUUCCUCCUUUUGUCUCUCAUCAUCUCUCUCUCCAUCUUCAACCCCCAUACUACAAUCACCAUGGACCAAAUUCACCAGACUGAGCAACAGGCUCCCACAGACAAGAAGAGACACUCAGUACCAGACAUGUUCGACAACAGUGCAGGCGAGAUCGCCGUUUGCGACAUGGAGAAGCAAAAGGCUGCAGAGGGUAACGCCCAUUUCCACCGUCUUGGAUGGAAGAGAUUGACGGUCGUUUUGAUCGUCGAGGCUAUUGCCCUUGGAUGCUUGUCGCUUCCCUCUGCUUUCGCUACUCUUGGCAUGGUUGCUGGUGUUAUUCUUACUGUCGGUCUCGGCUUCGUUGCCAUCUACACUUCUCACGUCGUCGGUCAAGUUAAGCUUGCCUACCCCCAGGUUUCUCACUAUGCCGAUGCUGGAAAACUCAUGUUUGGCAAGUUCGGAUACGAGCUCGUCGGUGUCAUGUUCUCUCUCCAACUCAUCUUCCUCGUCGGAUCCCACUGCUUGACAGGAACAAUCGCCUUCCUCAACCUUACCGAUAAUGGAACAUGCUCUGUUGUCUUUGGUGUCGUCUCCGCGAUUAUCCUCCUCAUUGUCGCUAUCCCUCCCUCAUUCGCCGAGGUUGCCAUCCUUGGUUACAUCGACUUUGUCUCCAUCAUCCUCGCUGUCGCCAUCACCAUUAUCGCUACCGGUAUUCAGGCCAGAGAUUCCGUCGGUGGUAUGUCCUCUGUCAACUGGUCAGCCUGGCCCAAGGACAACCUCAGCUUCACCGACGCCUUUAUCGCCAUCACCAACAUUGUCUUUGCCUACUCUUUUGCUGUCUGCCAAUUCAGCUUCAUGGAUGAGAUGCACACCCCUGGCGACUAUGUCAAGUCUAUCUGGUCUCUUGGUCUGAUUGAGAUUGGUAUCUACACUCUUACCGGUGCUCUCAUCUAUGCCUUUGUCGGCCAGGAUGUCAAGUCUCCCGCUCUUCUCUCUGCCGGUGACCUCGUCUCCAAGAUCGCCUUUGGUGUUGCCCUUCCCGUCAUCUUCAUUUCUGGAUCCAUCAACACCACAGUCGUUGGUCGCUACAUUCACGGGCGUGUCUUCAAGGACUCCAUCAUCCGCUACAUCAACACCAAGAUGGGCUGGAUCACUUGGUUGGGUCUCGUCACUGUCAUCACCAUUGUUGCUUUCGUCAUCGCCGAGGCUAUCCCCUUCUUCAACGAUCUUCUGUCCAUCUCCUCCUCCCUCUUCAUCUCGGGUUUCACUUUCUACUUCCCUGCCAUUAUGUGGUUCAUGCUCAUCUGCAAGGGACCCUGGUACUCCAAGGAAAACCUUCCCCUCGCCAUCGCCAAUGGUCUGAUCUUUAUCAUUGGCAUGAUUGUCCUUGUUGGUGGAACCUACGCUUCCAUUGACGACAUUAUCCUCAAGUUCCACCACGGUGAGGUCCGCGGUGUCUUUACCUGCGAACCCAUUGCUUAA